AUGGUCAGCGAAGGAGUGGAAUCUGAAGAUCUUGGGGCAUCGUUUUCUCUUCCUACAGAUGAGAGAGAAAGACAUGUUGGGCGAGAGAGAGAGAGUCCGUGGAUAGUGGCUGAUCACUAUGUGGUGGUGCAACGCUGGAGGCCAUUAUUUGAUCCUUAUGAUGAAUCCUUCAAGAAGCUUGCGGUAUGGUUAAGAAUCCCUGGUCUACCUAUUGAAUUAUAUUCUUCAAACCAUCUCUGGAAGAUAGGAGGUAUUUUUGGUAGGACCUUAAAGAUAGACAAAAAUUCUUUAAAGAAGGUGGAGGGAGUUCAAGGAGAGGUAACAGAUAGAGCAAGGUUCGCUCGAAUCUGUGUUGAGAUAGACCUCCGAAAGAGUCUACUGUCCAAAUUCCAGUUCAUAGGGAAGGUGUACCAGGUGGGAUAUGAGGGACUACACAUGGUCUGCUUUGCGUGCGGGCAAUAUAGUCGUCGGAAGGAUAUCUGCAGUAAUGGUGGGGCGAAAGAUGCUGUGAAACCACAAAAACCAGUAUCAAUACUACCACAGACAGAACGGAGUAGUGACGAAGGACGUAUGGAAGGUAAGGAGAAGGAUGAUGAUGAUGCCUUUAGUGCCUGGAUGGUGGUUCAAAGGCCAACUAGAGGACGACGGCCAAGAGUUUUUUCGGCGAACCAAGGAAGAGGAACGGUGUACCAGACAAAAAAUCCAAGUAACCAAGGUCAACGGACUGCUGCCCAACCAGCUGCAGCCUUGUCUGUGCCUAUGCCUGUACCUGCUGUGCAGAAUCAAAAAGCUAACCAGCUAGAAUCAAAGGGAACAGAUGCCUCGAAGGGGACUUCCUCAGUUAUGCAAAUCGAGGAACAUACUUCCUUAACAGUGGUUACUGCAAAUAACACAGUCUGCUCUUGGAAUUGUCGCGGAGCUAACAAAAAGGGUUUGACCUGUCUCAUCAGAGAUAUUGUAAGGAAGUAUGACAUCAAAGUUUUAGCUUUGCUGGAAACUAGGAUUAGUGGGACCAAAGCCACUAGAAAGAUUAAACAAAUGGGGUUUGAUGUAUUCCAUAAGCAAGACCCCGUAGGAUUCUCUGGUGACCUUUGGCUUUUGUGGAACAAAUCUGAUGUGGAGUGGAAACAGACGGGGAAAGAAGAAAAUAUCACCCUUAUCUACACUAGUCCUCGCAGAGUGGAGCGUAGAGCUCUCUGGUCUGAUAUACAUAGGCUCUGUCAAAGGGGACCUACUCCAUGGUUACUACUAGGUGAUUUCAAUUCAGUCACCCAUGCAUAUGAAAAAAAAGGAGGGAAACCUCCCUGUCAACGAAGCAUACCAGAAUUUACCACCUGCCUAGACAUCUGCAACCUCGAGGAUCUUGGCCACUCUGGCCUACCUUUCACCUGGAGACGUGGUAAUCUAUUCGAACGUCUAGAUAGGGCUGUAUCGAAUGUAGAAGGAAUGCUAGCCUUUCCACAGAGAUAUGUUUUUCACCUUUCUUUCUUUAACUCGGACCAUCGUCAACUGCUAUUGAGAGAUAGGGAGCGAAACCCUGGAAGUAGAGAAACGAAACCCUUUCGUUUUCUUGCUUCUUGGCUGACUAGACAAGAUUUCAAAGUCAUCGUCGAAGAGAGCUGGGAUGGAAAUUCAGAUUGGGUACAGGCAAGACAGAAGUUUGAGAAUGAAGCUACAACUUGGCAUUGUUCAAUUUUUAAGGAGCACCUAUGGAGGAAACAUACUUUGCAUGCGAGACUGAUGGGGAUAAAUAGGGAGCUGGGUGAUUCGGCUGACCAUAACCUAGAAAGGCUUAAAGGCCAGCUGUGGAAUGAACUUCAAACCAUCUACGCUCAAGAGGAGCUUAAUCUGUUUCAACGGUCUAGAUGUAAUUGGUUAGUCUUUUGGGAUGGGGAUGACCGUUUCUACCAUACAGCCACUAAUGUCAGAAGGAGGCAAAAUAAAAAUCACUUGGUGCAAGAUGAUCACGGAGCCUAG
This is a messenger RNA of Gastrolobium bilobum, 1977 nucleotides long. RefSeq lists its product as uncharacterized. The record is from RefSeq and is a predicted model, not a curated record. Gene Ontology annotation, molecular function: catalytic activity. Lineage: Eukaryota; Viridiplantae; Streptophyta; Magnoliopsida; Fabales; Fabaceae. The transcript has 4 exons. Bases 1 to 1977 code for a protein of 658 amino acids.